GAGAGGACGACAGGAAACACAGGGAAAGUGACAGAGAGUGACACACCGCCAUCUCAAAGAGGAAACCGGCAAAUGUUCUUUCUCCUCAGUGAUCCAUCGCCUGGGUCUGAGUUCAUCACUUCACUUCUUUAACGACACGGCGCUUGAUUAGUUUCCCUGCUCGUCACUUCAAAGCCUCUCCACUUGCAUAUCUUUAAAAAUGACGUAAAGUGGUGCAACCGGUGUGGCUGUGUUCACCGGGGGAUUUUCAGAUGCUCGGUUUAUGGAUGCUCGGAUUGUGAUGUCAAACUUUGCUCUCCUUCCUCCUCUCCUUCCUCUUCUUCUUCUCUUCCAUUCCACCGUCCUUCUGCACGAGCCACGGACCAGUAAUAUUAAAAACGUUGGACUAAAUGAAGUUACAACAGGCUUUUUUAACAAAUGAACAAUGAUACCAGGAGCGUUUUGAUUGUAACUCACACCGACCAUGUGGGUAGCUAGAUAAGAACAGGCCACUCUUCUGAGAAUAUGUUCUCCCGGAAUCGCUUCAACGGACAACAUGGAGCAGGUGUUUCCCCUAAAGGAGGCACCAAGACUAAAGUCCAGCCACCCAAAAAGAGGGCUCCGAAUCCUCGAGUAGCACUCGUCAUCCGGGGUAAAAUACACCGUCUCCUGCAAGGAUCUGCGGACCACCAUGUCCCAGAGUCCCAGCACUAUUAUGCAGGUAUUGAGGAUGAGGAGGCGGCAUCGACAACAGAGGAAAGUAGGCAGGAGCAUAGAAGGACAUAUCCAAAGGUCAGCCAGAGGACUGGAGACUACCCCCCAAAAGUGCCAAAUGGUAAAGAACAUGGAGUGGCAUCAGGGCCCCCAUGUGUUGGAGAGGUGGAGCUGAACAGAGAAGGAUGUUUAAGAAUACCCUGCACUCUGCAGCAUAGAGUCUGCAGAUCCCCAGCAAAUAGGAAGCGUAUCUCGUUUGAGAGUGAUACUCGGAUCAUUCCUGAGCAGAUGCGACCGCCCUACAGCCCAAGUAGCCCGGACAUGAAUGGUUCUAAAUAUGCAGGAGCAGCUGGAAGGGAGUUUGCUUCACCCCGUAGUCGACCAAAGAGACCAUACUCUACCGGAGACUGUCUGGACUACAACUUCAACAGAGCUCUCCCAGGAACACUGCUAGAAGAGGACGAAGACAAAGAGGAGGAGUCAAGUGCCAUCAUUGAUCACAUUCUAAAAGAGCUGAGGGGGAUCAACAAAAUCCAGGAGGAAAUCUCAGACCUCAGGGAUUACCUGACCUCAGUUCGAGGGUCGGUUGAGGAAGUGUCAUCCUGUGUUGAUGCUGUAUUGUUAGAGAUUGAGGGCAUCCGUUCUAAUAAGGCUGGUUCAGGGGCACAUGCUAGUACAUGGUCAGGGGCAGGGUGCAAAGAUGGAUCAUCUCCUCGCAGAAGGCCUGCUAGUGCGUACGGCAGUUUAGGGAGCGCAAAGCCAAAGUCUGAUUUAAAUCUUUUCCACCCAGUCUGCAGUGAGCGCCAUAGCGUUCAUGGAGAAUUGAUGUUACCAAGGUCUGAGGAGUCUACUGUUUCACCCAUCGCUGAAUCAGUGGAUCAUCAGGACCUGGAGGAACCUGAUGAUAAUUCUGACCACAGUUCAGAUAUUCCAGUAGGUGCUAUAGCAAGGAAGCUCAGCUUUGGUUACCUGGGGCAGGAUGGCCACGACUAUCCAAGCACCAGCUCCCUGUCUUCUGGUCACAGUUCAAAGUCUGAGUCAGACCUUGAUAGACCAUUAUCUAGUCAUGGGAGAAAACAGCAAAGAGCUGAAGACAGGGAGGAACACUGGACUAACACUGGACCUCCACACAGUGCCACUGCAGAGUCUGUGUGGCAUCAGGAAUCUUACCUCAGGGACAGACGUCAGGAGUUGCAUGAAGAUGAUUGUAAAGGUGCUGGUAGCUGGGAUCACUACAGUGUAGGAGGAUAUGGUACAUUGGAGAAGUGCUCCACAGGAAGCUCAGAACAUCUCUCUGGUAAACAUUACAACUCACCUGCAAGUGCUUCUAGCAGGGAGGAGUGGCAGUCACGGAGGAGAAGGUCUGGGACCAAGUCUGGGACUCGUGUUCCAGCAGGUACCAACCUUGUUAACCCCACUGUGGGAUAUGAGUGUGCUGCGGAUUUGUCCUACCCUCAAAGUUCUGGUUACCAUUCAGUUGAUGGGCAUGAUGGAGAAGCAGAGUUUGACUAUCAGCAAUCAAAUGACCUGAGCUACACUUUAGACUCUCAAGUUGAUACCUAUCAGGAAAGUUAUUUACCCUACGAAGAAUCUUCAGAAGUGACGUGGAGUGAGUCGUACCUGUGUAGUGCUGUAGGUGGUGUAGAUGGGCCAUUCGUUCAAGAGCCUGAAAUCGGUAACUUUGAAAACUGGCUUCCUCCUCCUGGCAGUGCCGACGUCCCAGAUGCUGGUUUCAAUGUCAAGCGUAUAGGUCGAGCUGUACUGGAUUUCAGCUCUGCCUUACGGGGGGCAUUACGCAAGAUUGAAGUACCUGUAGCUCAAAAUCCUGGAGAGGAAACAGACUUUGCUAUCACGAUGCCUUCUGACCUACCCACAGCUGAGAUGCCUUCAAAACCUUCAUGCUACGACACACAAUUCGAACAAUCUGAGGAACAAACAUCUGGUAAAACCAGGAGGAAAACACAUAUGGUUGAUAGUAGUGAUUUUGUUAGGGAAUUGAUCAAAAACGGUUCUCUAAACAAAUCAGAUCAUUUCUCUGAGCAUAUAAUCGAAGAAGCCACGAAACGCCUUAUCUUGGAGUCUAUGGACGUCUCCAAACGUCCUCCUUAUUCAGACAAGGUUCCUUCAUGCCAGGAGGAGCUGGCAGUCUGCACGGACCCAAUCUCCAGUAGCACUGCAGUAUUACCUCCACCUGAAAGCCUUACAGAACAGCCUGCUGGAGGCCAAGUAGGAAAGCAUUUAGUAGGCCCUGCAGAAGGUCUGGAAGACACACCUGCAGAUCUGAGUGGAAAAGCCCAGAUUUCCCAAUGCACCACCACAGAAUCUCUCUCGGUCUCCCUCUUGGCGGAUGAACCUGUAGCCCCAGAGGAGCAGGGAGAAACCGAUGUACCACUUUCAAACCAGUUAGCCACCGAUAUCUCCGCCGCAGAGGGAGAUGCAGGAGAGCCACAUGUGGACUUAAGCCAAAUGGACGAACGCAGGCUGAAGUGCCUGAGGGGCUUCCAGCAGAUUCUACGGGAGAAGAGAGAGACCAGACGUAACCUCACCAGUAUGACCAUGUCCAGCUUCUCUCAGGAAUACUUUGAACCAGAUGGAAGCCAAGAUGGAGAUCAGCUAAUUGAAGAGCUUGAGGUUUCACGAGACGUCGGCCUCAAGGCACCGGGGGCCUAA
Messenger RNA from Pleuronectes platessa (European plaice), 3363 nucleotides. RefSeq lists its product as uncharacterized. The record is from RefSeq and is a predicted model, not a curated record. Bases 505 to 3363 code for a protein of 952 amino acids. The transcript is spliced from 4 exons. Lineage: Eukaryota; Metazoa; Chordata; Actinopteri; Pleuronectiformes; Pleuronectidae.